Molecule: messenger RNA, 1493 nt
Organism: Anopheles coustani
Lineage: Eukaryota; Metazoa; Arthropoda; Insecta; Diptera; Culicidae
Product: TGF-beta-activated kinase 1 and MAP3K7-binding protein 1-like
Exons: 4
Coding region: 43-1437 (464 amino acids)
Biological process (GO): protein dephosphorylation
Molecular function (GO): protein serine/threonine phosphatase activity
Source: RefSeq, a predicted model, not a curated record
GUAAUCGUUUAACACCUAGCCGUGUCUCGACCGUACCCAGUAAUGAUGGAGACAAGUAUCAAGACCAAACAUUGGACCGAUGACCUAAAGGUUUGCAAUCAAACCGGUGUGGGGGAAGCAACGAAUCAAAUAUAUAAGGAAGAUGGUACCCGAUGCGUCGGAUAUGAAUCGCGUGAUAAAAAGUGCCUUUGCUUAGCGAACAAUUCGACGACAAACAAGGACGCCAAAGAAACGACUUCGAUGUAUGCUAUACUUUCGGGGCAUAACGGUGCGAUAGUGGCUGAAAAGGCACUGCAAGAGAUGGCGGCCGAUCUGCUGCUGGAUCAGCUGAAAAAAUGCAACACGGACGAAGCUGUGAAGGAGCUUAUGCGGCAAUCGUUCAUGUCGGUGGAGAAAGGAUACUUUGAGUCGAUAAACCAACACGUCGCCACCAAGACGGCAAUACAGCUUCAUUUAUCGGCCGAUGGAAUGAAUCAGUACGAAAUUUCGCAGCAGUUCGAAAAUGUACUGCAGAAGCUCGAUUCACUCAACAAUGCACUGUCCAUUGGGAGCAGUGCGGUGUUGGGGCUGGUGCACAGAUCGCAUCUGUACUUGGGCAACAUUGGCAACUGUCGAGCGUUGCUGUGUAAAACGGAUGAGCACGACACGCUGACCGUGACGCAGCUGAGUGUCGAUCAUAAUUUGCUCAAUCCCGAGGAAGCUGCGCGCCUGUUUCGUCUCGGUUUGUUGGCGCAAAACUUUGAAGGAGUUCCUCUAUACAGUACACGCUGCAUUGGAAACUAUCUCGGAAAGGCAGGUUAUAAGGAUUGCAACUUUCUCUCGGGCGCUUGCGCCGAACCGGUAAUCUUUGAGCCGGAAAUCGUCGGUGGCAUUGACAUUACUCCUGCCUGUCGGUUCCUAGUGCUGAUGUCCAGUGGACUCUGUCGAGCUUUACACGAUAUUUUCCCCGGCGACAUAUCCACCGGCAAUCGGGAACUGGUGCGGAUGAUUUCAGAAGAAUUUCAGAACCAGUCCACGCUGGGCGGAGUAGCACAGUCGGUGGUGCAUCGCAUUGUGCAGGAGCACCAUGACACCUACAUGCAAUUGGUGGAAGAAAAUAAACCCACCGCUUUCAACAGCCGCGACGAUGUGACUUUGUUGAUUCGCAACUUUAACUAUGUGCUCCCGAAAGCCUUCGUGAAUCGUAAGAAUGGAAAUCGUAGCUUGAACUCAACCAUCUCCUACAGUUCGACCAGCUCCGAUGCUACCCCUACAGAGGGGAACCAUUCUACUAUCAGCUCUAACAUAUCGGUGACAAGUUCAAAUAUGACCCAACCUGGUAAUCCGUACGAUUCUAAUCGAAGAAUUCGUUCGCAUGUGGACUUUUCCGAUUUUUACAAACGUGUCGAAGCAGCUCGAAAGCGUGGGACGCUACCUACCCAUAUUGAGUUCGAUUAGUUUACCCUUUGCUCAAAGAACUUUAUAAUAAAGCCAAAUAUUAAAUAAUCCUCGUA